This is a messenger RNA of Carassius carassius (crucian carp), 705 nucleotides long. Its product is annotated as outer mitochondrial transmembrane helix translocase-like. NCBI's taxonomy places the organism in Eukaryota, Metazoa, Chordata, Actinopteri, Cypriniformes, Cyprinidae. Gene Ontology annotation, molecular function: ATP binding; ATP hydrolysis activity. Bases 1 to 705 code for a protein of 234 amino acids. Gene Ontology annotation, cellular component: mitochondrial outer membrane. The record is from RefSeq and is a predicted model, not a curated record. The transcript has 6 exons.
AUGGAACUGAAAGAGAUUACUGCUGACAAAAUCAUUCGACCAUUAAACCACAAUAAGGUCAUAAGUUUGAUCAUUCGCCUCACAGCAUUUGGUGCAGCAUUUGGUACAUUUGGUGCAGUCACCUUUUUUACAGUAAAGUGGAUGGUUGAUGCUAUUGAUCCAACAAGAAAACAGCAAGCUGAGGCACAAAAACAGGGUGAGCAGUGCAAAAAAAGAUUGAAGUGCCGAAAAGUAAAGCUUUCUGAAUAUGAGAUGAACAUUGCAGCUUAUCUUCUGGAUCCAUUGACUAUGCAGAUUACAUGGCAUGACAUUGCAGGUCUGGAUGAAGUCAUAACUGAACUGAGAGACACCGUUAUAUUUCCAAUCCAGUACAGAGAUCUGUUUAAAGGAACCAGGCUUCUUCAGCCACACAAAGGUGUGUUGCUGUAUAGGCCUCCAGGCUGUGGGAAAACUCUUAUAGCCAAAGCUACCGCCAAAGAGGCUGGAUUCCGCUUCAUUAAUCUGCAGCCUUCCACUCUCACUGACAAAUGGUAUGGAAAAUCCCAGAAACUAGCUGCAGCAAUGUUUUCACUGGCCAUCAAGUUACAACCUUCUGUUAUCUUCAUUGAUGAGAUUGGUAAAUGCGUGGAGUAUGCUGUGGAUUUUGAUGAAAUUGCAAAACAGACUGAUGGGUUCUCAGGAAGUGACCUUAGAGAGAUGUGCUGA